CAUGCCAGGGGCCACAGGGAUAUCGGAGGCAUAAUUUGGAGGAGGGGUAGCUUGAGGGUGUGUUGUACAAGCAGGCAGGGGUAGGGCUUGGGCGCUUGCUCUCCUCCUCCCCGUGAAGAUCCGCCCCGGGGCAAGCGCAGCGAUCGCAAGCCCCAAGGGAGACGACGCAGCUUGACAGACUGUAUCUCCCUCUGCCCCGGGCCCCAGGGCACUGCGAUUUCACACUUGGGCAGCCCCUUCGCUGCCGUGCCAUGCGGGAGCACGGCUCUCACUCCCGCUCCGCCAUGUCCUCGUCAGGAAAAGCCGCUGCCGCCACCUCCUCCUGCCUCUCCUCUCAGUGCUUUGACCUCCUGACCAAGUCCUGCGUCAAGUGCUCCGACUUGUUCAAGGACAACGCAACUCUCCCACUCCUGACACUGCCGGCGUCUCGCCCCACAGCAGAGUCCACCCAUGUGGCGCCCACCUCCACCCUGGCGCCCACCCUCCCCUCGAUGAACCUGCCCAGCACCCUCCUGAUCUUCGGGGUCCCGGCAGUGGUGGGACUCAUCCUGGCUCUGGCUGCCCUCUGGGGCUUCCUGGCCUGCAAGGUGGGGAAGCGGAGGAGGAAGAGGAAGGCAGCAGACGAGGAGGCCAAAGCAAACAUGGAUGCCGCCAGCCCCCUGCACAGCCCAGGUUGCCAGGACCCCGCUGCCUUGGCCCCAGCCCCAUGCCCACAUCUCAACGGAGGCCUGAAAAUAAUGGGGCCACCCGAGAAAGCUGGAGCGAAGCGGAGGCCAUGCUGCCGGGGUGAUGCCGACGGUGACAUCAUCCUGCUCUCCACUGUAUACCCUCGGCAUGAAGAGUGCAACCACAGCUUCCCACUGCCUGCCACUGAGCUGGGGGCCACAGCUCUGGUCACCACCAAAACCACCCAGAACUGCCCCAGUGAGGAGAGAGCCUGAGGGUGAGGGGAAUGGGGCUGGACCACUCCGGCUGCUCCCUGCGGACGCUCAGAGCCCGUCCCCAGGGUGGGCAAAGCCUUGCACAGAUGUGAGCUGUCUGAUGACUGGAUUUUGCCUCAAGCAACAUCAACCUUCUAGGAUCACUGCCCUUUUCCACUUUCCCAUUUGCACCGAGUCCCAGGUUGUGCCUGUAAGGGCUGGAGGAAGCCGACGUGGAUCACACCGAGUUAUGGUGAACCGCCGACAGCUGCUGCGGCUGUGCUGUUGGGAGGAGGCAGAGGAGACAUGGCCGGUGAGGACGGAGCAUGGCAGGGGCUGUUGUGCCAGGACAGGUUUGCUGCUGGCUGGGUGAUUCAUGGGGACACAGGGCUGGAAUAGCAGAAAGAGGGGGUGGGGAAGGAAGAUGGAGAGGGAAGCAGGGAGUUGCAUUAGGACCAAAUCCUACACUGCUGCCAUUAGCUCGAUUUUUGCUACUGACCUCAAUAAAAGGAGGCUUGGGGCCAUAUGGAGCAAGGCACAUCCAGCAUCUGCUCCAUUCACAGUCCUGCCCCUCCCCGUCUUGUGCAUGCUGUAAUAUCUGGGUCUCUCCUCCCUCUGGGCACUCUCACACGGUGGCAGAUGUCCACCAGCAGUCAUGGGAACCCCCUCUGCAGCCAGGGGUGGUCAUGGGAACCCCCUUUCAUCCUCGGGGAUGGGAAACAAGUCCAUCUUCCCAAGCAGGGAGGGAGAGAGGGAAGAGGGGAAAAAAAUCUGUCUUUGGUCUGACCUACAAUCACUGAAGCCAGGAAGGACCAGGGGCAGGCAACGGAGACUGCUGGUCUAGAGGAGCUCCAUGAGCUUGUCAUUAUGGCCCCAGACAACCGUCACUUCAGCUCACUGUGGCUGCAGAAAUACUGCGUGUCACUUGGGAUGACAGGGCUCCCGGUGAUGGAUGUUUCCAUGCCGUGCAAAACCAGGCAGGGAGUGAUGCGAGUGUAGGCGGGAUGACUUAAUUUAUGUGAGUGUCUUCAAGGCUUUGCCUCUGUGCAAGAGCUGGCCGGUGUUGCUGGUCCCAAGCACUUCUCUGUAGAUGGUCUUGUUCACCUGCCCACAAGUGGCUUUACUGAGCAGGAAGGGCUCUGCUUUGGAAACGAACUCAUUAGCGCAGGAUUGCUGUUCCCAAGUAGUUACAGCAGCCAGUCCCGCUGGCCAGAGCCCGGCCAAUGUCUUGGGUGAGAAACCCUGCUGGCCUCAGAGGGAGUGAUUAGGCAAGGUUAUUUGCAUGGAGCACCUUGGCAGAAGCCCAGGUCUGCUCUUCCUUGGGCAAGAUGGCUUCCUCACCCAGGAGGCUUCAGGGUCUGAGCAGAAGUGGCCAAGCAAAGGGUGGGAGCACUGCUGUCAAACGCCAAUGGGCCACCGAGGGCCACAGCUCAUGGUAGGGUUGCCCAGUGGCACUGUGUGGAGAGGAUGUCCCUCUGAUGAUGGGAAGGUGACCCCCUGCCCAAGUUUGAGCUCUCUUCUGGGGCUGCAGGACCAGAAGCUGCUGUUGAAGGGUGACCCUCCCUCUUCUCCUCUGCCCGUGGCACUGGAACUGGACUCGCGGCAUCCAUCCCAUAAGGGAACCACAGGCGUUGCUACAGAUGCCAAGGCCCAAAUUCCUCACCACAACUCCUCUCUCAGACCUAAACAUGCUGGCAGAGGUGAGCUUUCAUCCCUCUGAGGCUCCGCAUAGCCCAGGAUGGGAUGGGUCCCCGUCUCAGCCUUGGGGAGGAUGAUGGAGGGGCUGGUCCACAUGCACAACAACUGUCCUUUGGGGAUCCAGGCUCCCAUGGCUCACCGGCAGGAGCUGUGGAGGCUCCAGAGUUGGGCUCCCAGUUAUCCGCAGCAGCCGUGCUGCCCAUUGCAGGAGGGGCAUCCCCACAACACGAAUUGGGCAUCUCCUCAUCCCCAUGCUCCGCACCCGACCCUGUGAAGUGAGUUCAAGUAACCUUUGUGUGUCUAGAGCGGGGAAAUGAGCCAAAGCCAGGCUGGGGGACGUUUUGGCACUGGAAGGACUGUUUGUGGGACGCAGAGCAACUUGCUUCACAGGAGAUGGGGGCAAGAGGGAAAGGGAGCAGGAGUGUCGGGCUCCUCUCCCGAUUCCCACCCGGUGACUGCUGUGGCUCAGCUCCAUGGAUGUGCCGCCCACCAUGACUGCCGCGGUGAUUUGAAAAAGAAACUCCCAUGCAAAUCCUGUUGAAAAAACCCCUCUUUCUGCUCAGGUAGGGGCUUCUGCUCUCAUUUCUGCUAGAGCUUCAGCCAGGCAGCUCCUCUGUGCGACGCCACUGGCAUCCGCAGUUCACAGCAGCAGCAUUUUGAUCCACAUUGGAUUCCUCAGCCGGCGAGUGCCCCUCUGAUCCUCUCUCUGAUAUGGCGUGCAGGGUGUCUUCCCCAUGUCCUGCCUGCCUGAUUGCCAGCUGUGGUGGGUCAGUGCUCCCCUCCUGCCCAGCCUGCCUGGGCCUGGGAGGGACUUGCCACCCCUUCUGUGCAUGCUUCUCCAUCCUUAUGUGCAGGGCAGGGGGCUGUCCGUCUUGUCUGCAUGGAGAGCAGAGGGAACGGAGGUGAAAAAUAUGGUUGUAAAAAUGAAAGAAUAAAGUG
Messenger RNA from Grus americana (Whooping crane), 3557 nucleotides. RefSeq names its product TNF receptor superfamily member 13C (gene TNFRSF13C). The record is from RefSeq and is a predicted model, not a curated record. Gene Ontology annotation, biological process: tumor necrosis factor-mediated signaling pathway; T cell costimulation; B cell costimulation. The coding region runs from base 252 to 941 and encodes 229 amino acids. Lineage: Eukaryota; Metazoa; Chordata; Aves; Gruiformes; Gruidae. Gene Ontology annotation, cellular component: external side of plasma membrane. Gene Ontology annotation, molecular function: signaling receptor activity. The transcript is spliced from 3 exons.